AUGGAUGGUAAAACACGCAGAGAGAGAGGAAGAAGAGAAGGGAACGUGCUCCUCCUUCGCUCUCUUCUGCUUCUCGAAUCUCACUCUGUGGACCCUCGUGUCGUGUUUUCUCUCCAUUCUCUUGGAUAUCUGUCGUCCGCUGCGGAGGUGCUUGCCAACCCUUCCUCUUCACCUCCUCAUCCUUCGUCUCUCUCUUGUUCAGCUUCUCCUCGUUCUCUGUCAUCUCUAUGGAGUGUGCCACCGGCGAGCUCGCGCCUGCGCGGCGCGUGCUUGGAGUCGGUUCGCCGUCUCCUUGCGACUGAACGGACGAAGGAGACAGCGGCGCUGGCGGCUUUAGCCACGUAUGAUCUUCCGGCCUCUAGCAGCAGGAAGCCGCCCGCUCACUGGGGCUGGUCCGCGGAGAAUCUCCUCGAUGAUUUCGGCCUCGAAGACGGCGACUCCAACGUCGUCUUUGCUUCAGACUCCACGGCUAGCGACCCUGAGGAGGCGUCCCGGGGGAACGACCACAGCGUUGGGACUUUAGACGCGUGCGCCUGCGACCAGGGGCGAGACUCACCCAGCGGCAACUCAGAGCCGUGUGUCCUUCUCGCGUCUGUCUACGUCACGACCGCCUCCAAGAAAGGACGCGGUCGGAAGAAGAAGCCGAGCGUUGUUGGGAUCGAUUUCGAGGCGCGCCUCGUGCCUCUGCACCACAGCGCCUCGGGAGGCUUUGCGCAUGUCAGCGUCGGGCUCUGCGGCAUCAGGGGGCUGCCCCCUUCGUUCUGUCUGCAAGCGCAAGAAGUGAUCUCACGCACAUCUGCGCUCUUCGCGCCUUUGCCUUUCUCCGCGCUUUGCGCGUACGCGGCUCCAGACGGAGAGCCUGGAAGCCGCCAGCAGCGGGGCGCCGCAGUCACUCAGCAGCGACGUGACGGCGGUGCCCCGCAGCUCGCACGCGAGGCAAGCGCAGCUCAGCGUCCACGCGAGGCGGCGGACAACGUGGGAGACACGAAGCGGAGGACAGGCGAGGGGGGCGAGCCUGAUGAGGAGCUGGAGCGCGAAGCGAUCUUUGGCGCGAGUCUGGAGAUUGUCCAAAAGAUCCUGAGAACUGCAGCAGCUGUAGAGACGCUGCUGCUCGCGGGGCACGGCGCGCAGGGGGGGCAGGCCCCCUCAGGCGACACGACCAGCAUCGCUCUCGGGGACGCCCCGAUCUUGAAGGCGCCCGCGAAGAUGACGGGUGAAGGCGGCUGCGCGUCGCCACCUGAUGAAUCCAUUUCUCGGGGUGAUGCAGGGGGGACAGAGGAACGGGAAGUCUUCGAGGCGAAGGAGAAGAAGAAAGGCCGACACCGCGUCUCUUUUGUAGCCGCUCCAGCGGACGGAGCCAGCGCACCCUCGUCCCUCGGAAGGCGCGCCCCUUCGGGUCCGUCGACUCGGGAGACGAACCGCCAGGCUGAGGGCGAGCGAAACCCAUCGCUCGCAAACGCCUCGUCGGCCGCGGGAAGUUCUGGCGCGGAGAAGCGGCAGGGGAAAGCCGAGAACGGAGUCUUUGCGCGCGACUCGCCGCAUGAGCUCACACGGGCGGCGAACGGAAGCAAUGUGCUCUGGAAGCGAGAGCUGCAGCGAGACUCAGAAGCAUGCACGCAUUCAGUGGGGGGGAGUGGUGGAGCCGAAAGCGGAAGUAUCGAGGACGACCGUACGGCGUCUCCAGGUGCGAUAGUCGAAGCGCCCGCUUCUCGUGCGCGGGCGGCAUCUGCUGUUGCCUCCCGCUCCGCGUCAGUCCUUUCUUCUUCGCCUGCGCCUCGUGCGCAAAGGCCUCGCCAACCCGCAGCUGGGCUAGGUUCUCAGGCGUUGUCGGGAGACGCGGGCGGGAGCUGCUGGGGCCCUGUCGGAGGGAGCGGGAUGCGUCAACAGCUCUCUGGAGCGACAGCGAUGGUGCAGGCGAGCCGCGCGUCUACACACACGCCCAUGCUGUCUUCGCAGGGAGGAAACGUGUCGCACAAAGCAGUUGAAAUGGCGUCUUCUGCUUCCGGUCCAGAGGCGUCGGCGACCAGCCAUCAAGGAAGCCUUGCACGCCUGUCUCCGCCUAACCUGUCUGACUCAGGACCUGCGCGACGAGGCGGCGACGGCAGCCAUAGUGAAGGCGCUUCCCUAUUCGCGGGCCUCGCAGCUCAGCAGCAUGGAGUCCCGGUGUCGCCAGCGCAUCUUAGUGAUUUACGCCAACACCUCGCUGGUCGCGGCGUCUCCGAUGCGCCUGUGAUAGCAGAGUGGUACGCGGCACGCAGCGAUCGGCAUGCGCUAGACACGGUGAAGUGCGGGCACAGCGACCUGCAGGAAGUAGGCGACGCUGCAGAGGCGCGCGGCGACAGAGAGGGAAGCGAAUCAACGCUGGCCGCCAGAGGACGCCCUGACGUUGCGCAUGGAGGCGAUAGAUAUAUGCAAGGGCAGUGCGCCGCCGCGGGUGAAACGGAGACUGUGCUGGAUAUUAUUCAUGAGGAGGGCGGAGACGAAGACUUACAAGGUGCGAGGGGAGGGACCUGCGAGCGGUCCAGAGAGGGGCGGUGUUGCGAGACCAUGCCUUCGCAGAACGAAAGAGACAAUGGCGCAGCGCACGCCGAACUCAGAGGGCAGAGCUCGAUUCGCGAGUUGCAGGACCCAGCGAAUAAGGCCGACGAAGAAAAUGGAGAGGGAACUGAAAAGGCGAAGGCAGAGGGCGAGGCGCUGCGUGGACCUGAACCAGGCAGAUGUUCAGCCGCCGAAAUGCCCCGGCACGGGCGAGGCGCCCGACGCGAGGUCAGAGACGAUAUUGAUACAGCAGAGAAAGGAAAGAGGAAAACAGAGGAGGCGACGGCUAGCCGCUACCAAACUGAGUUUAUUGAGCUCCAGCAACUCGGGUCAGGAGGCUUCGGCAGUGUGACGAAGGUUCGCCAACGUCAAGGCGGAGGCCUUUUUGCGGUCAAGCGCAUUCCGCUGCUGGCUGCGCGUCCGCGGCGGCGGCAGCCCUCAUUCCCGCUCUCGGCUCCGCGCAGAGAGAGAGGCCUGUCGCCGCUCGACGGCGCCAGGCCCGGCUACGGCCUCACUUUGUCGGGCCGCGGCGGGCGCCGCGAAGACCCGGAGCGCGACCGGGGCGCGGCGCGCAGCUUCUCUGAGCACCGCGGGGAGGACGAGAAGUGUCUGGCGGACUGUCCGAUUUCCGGCAGAGACCGGACGCCUGCGCAGCUGGCCCUGUGGGCUGGCGGAGUCCACGCGCAGAAGCGCGACCUCGAGGCGCGGAAGAAACGGGCGGGCAUCCGGGCGCGCAGCUCCGACGGUUGUGAAGAGAGGCGAGGCCGCGGCGAGGAGCCGCGAAUCAGAAACGAAGUCGAGGGCCUUCCGGGCGCCAGGGGGGCAGGGCGGGGACGCUGCGGAUUCGAGGGACGCAGAGACGACGAGGGCUUUGAGGACUCCGACGCAGACACCGCAAUAUCGUACAUGGCAGAAGCGACAGUGCUCGCGAAGCUGAACCACAAGCACGUUGUGCGGUACUACGACGCGUGGCUGGAAAGCACGCCCGCACCGCCUGAGGCCUCAGAGGCUUCGGCGGGCAGGCGAGAGGAGGCGUGGAACGGAGAAGACAAGCAGCCGACUACGUGUCUUUUCAUUCUGAUGGAGUAUUGCCCUGGGCGCACCUUGCGCGAGGCGAUCGAUUCUGGUCUCCUGCAGCUGCCCGCGCGCCGAGAACGGCGCGUUCGCAGAAGGGACAAACCGAAGGCCGGCGAGGGCGGUGCCCCAGUAGCGGCCGCAGAGGAGUCAGAGGUGGGCGACGGAGGCGGACCUGCGUCCCCAGGCGACCCAAGGCGGCCGGGCUCUGCGGCACUGCGUGCGGCUGCCUCGCGGCCCGCGGGCGAGGAAGGCGAGAGUCCAACCGCUGAGCCACCGGCGCACACCGGGCUGGACGACGAGGAUUGCGAAGAAGACGACAGCGAUGAGGAGGACGAGGAGGCGGAAGAAGCACGCCGACGCGCAGCUGAGAUGGGCCUUCACGGACUCAAGUGGAGGCUAACCCGAGACCUGGUCGGGGGCGUCGCGUACAUGCACUCGCUCGGCGUCAUCCACCGCGACCUCAAACCGAGCAACAUCUUCCUCAAGGCCGAACACGGCAGGCUCUGUGUCAAGAUUGGCGACUUCGGGUUGAUGACGACUGUCUUAAAGGGCGGACAGUCUUCGUUGAGCGCGGAGCGUGCGCGGUGCUUCUCGUCUUCUCCGUCUCACGGCCGUGGGAGCUCGGAGAAUCUUCACCAUGCCACCACGCCAACGACGCCACGCUCGCGAACCGCUUCUUCGUUCUCGUCUCACGGCGUCUGCUGCGACGUGAAGCCGGAAUUCCAGAAUGCGUCGCUUCCGCCUCUGCAGCGCCUGCCGCUCCUGCUCUCAAUGGCCUCGCUCCCGGGCUCCCACGUCACAAGCAACACGCCCUCCCUGCGGCUCUCCGCUGGCGUUGGAACAGUCUACUACAUGGCGCCUGAGCAAGCGACAGGCUCGCGGUACGACCAGAAGGCGGAUAUCUUUUCGCUGGGUGUUGUUCUCUUUGAGCUGUGGGCGCCUCCGUUCACGACGGCGAUGGAGCGCGCGUCGGUAUUGGGGCAGCUGACCCUGAACCACGAGCAGCAGCUCCACGCGUUGCUGCCGCGUGGAGGGGCUCGCGCGGGUGACGUUCACGCGGUGCCGGCUCCUGGGGACGGAGCUCGAGGCGCCGAAGGCCGCGAGGAUGCCGGUGGAAACGCCUUGCCGCCAGCGCCCGCCCUGCGGCCGCGCCAGCAGCGCCGCCGACAGCAGCGCGAACUUGUGCGCCUUCAGCGCACGGAGCAGGGCGAACAGGCCGAGCGAAAGCCGCACGCGCACAAGGCUGAGAGCGCCUCCUCGCCCGCCCAGCCUGCGCGGGGGGCCGGCAAGGCGCCGUGGGCUCCCCCGGCGGUCGCCGCGCCCGCAGCGUCGCCGCCUUUGUCGGUUCCGCCGUUCGACGCCUUGGCCUUUCUGCGGCGCCACGUGCCCGCUGAGGUCGCGCCCCUGAUGCUGGCGAUGAUUCAGCAGGACCCUGACCGCCGGCCGGCGGCAGAUGCUUUGCUAGCAGACGACAUUCUCCUCCCGCUGGAGCUCAGCCAGGCGCUGCCCUCCGAGGCAGUGAACCAGUGCGAGAGGAACGUCCUGCGCUCCUUCGCCCUCGGGCACGCGGACGCGGACACCGAAGACGAUGACCCUCUCCUCGCUGCGCGCCGGGAGCGCCGCCGCGGGAAGGAGGCGACAAGCAGUAAGAAGGCACCGUGUGCCACUCCCGGCGAAGGCAAAGCCGAUACGGCAGGCAGCAGGCGAGUCCGGGAGUCGUCGCAGCCUGAGGCGGGCGAUGCGGACCCCCGUGCCCGCGGUGCAGACCCGGAGGACGAGGAGGAGGGCGACGCUGAGAAAGGAUCCCUGAGGUGGCGGGCGAGGAGCGCUAGCCACGACGGAGACCAAGCAGGUGGCAAGCAGAAACGAAAAGACGGGCGAGGCAGAGGCGGCGGGGGGUUCGACGGUGACGACGGGGACCGUCUUCCUCGUCUCGGCGGAGCGAACGAACGUCACGAGGGAGACUGGCAGCGCGAGAAGGACGCCCGCGGCGGGGCGCGAAAAGGGCUCCAUCCGGACGCGGCCUUGAGGGAGGAGACCGAUAUCGUCAGCGACUGCGUCAGCGCGCCCUCCAGGGGCAUCGGACUCCGAGAGGAGCCCAAGGAGAAGAAGAAAGAAAAAAAGAAGAAGCGAGCUGCAGAGCGAGGAGACGAGGUGCGACUCCUCGAGAUCGGGAGGACCCGAGGAACUGAUGCAUCCGAGUCAGGAGACUUUGUUUGCGCGGACGUGGGCGAGUUCGACGUCGGCGACGAGAGGCGCGGAGGAGGGAGGGCGGUGAAAAAGGGAGAAGAAGACCGAAAGGUCGCUUUGAAGACCCUGCCCUCCCAAAUGCAUCCGUUUAAACUCAUCUACGAUGUCAUUGCCUCUUACCCGUUCUCGAAUGAAGCCGUCCAGGUCAUGGCCACGCUCUUGAAUCGUCACGAGGACGAAGCGGCGCUUCACCAGUUUCUGCUCCUAAAGCGCUCGCUCGCUUCCGAGCACGUUCUGCUCUACCGAAUCCAGCAGUUCACGCGGGGCUUGAUUCGGCAGCACUGCGCGACGUGUUUCGAACGUCGUGGGGCGACGCAAAUGUCCCUUCCAGUUUUUCUUCCGCUCACGGGCAGACUCGCAGGCAGCCUGAGUUCGAUCCGUCGGUUGCUGCGGCACUCCAAAUUGAUUUUCGACCUGAAGGGAAAGCAGGACGACUUGCAGCGGAAAGCCGACGACGCGCUUCAGAAAAAAAAGGGCCUUCUCGGCAAGCGCCUCCCGGCCGGCGCACUCGACUCCGACGGCAAAGGCGGCGGGCUCGAUCUGGCGGGCCCCCCGGAGGGCGCGCAACAGAGUGAGGCAGUGGCUCUCGAGCGCAGCACUCCCGAGCUGAACGCAGCGUCGAAGCAACGCGCGACCUCGGGCACCACUCCGUCUUCGUCGGGUUAUCCCUCGUCUACGCCGUCUGCGUUCUCGUCGUUCUUCUCCUCCUCGUUUUCCUCCGCGGGGCACGCGGCUUCGGCGGCGGCUUCGUAUGCGCUCUUGGAGAGUCAGGGCGUGCCGCCGCCGCACUUGUUUGCGACGUCGCUGUUCCGGCCGUUUCUGGUCCCGCCGCAGCCGUUUCUGCCGGCGUUUAGCGCGCCUCAGACCUCGGCGGCGUCCUCGUUUUCUUUUUCGCUCCCCUUCGACUGUCUACCGAUCCACACGGCUGUGGCGCCGGCGGCGGCGGGAGUCUGCACGCCCGACGCUGGGGCGGCCGCGGCGGCCGCGACAGUCGAAGAACUGCUGACGGCCGAGCAUUUCUCGUCGCCAGGGAAGGGCGUCGUGUUGCUCUUGGAUGCCGCAGCCACGCCGCUCAUUCUCCCGUUUUCGCUCUUCCACGGCGCCGCCGCCGAGGCCGCCGGUAAGGCUGACCACAAUGCACACGGGGGGCUGCCCGUUGUGCAGCGCAGGUGGGCGUUCGGGCCGACCUACAUCAAGGCGGACUGCAUUGGCGGGCGCCCGUCCCGCCUGCCGCCCGCGCGCGGCCCGCGCGAAGACCGCGAGGGCAACGAGGACGAGGGGCGCGCCGGAGAGAGCCGCAAGUCGAAGAAGAGCGGACGAGAGGUCGACGACGCAGCGGCCGCGUGCGGCGGCGUCGGCAUGGCGGGAUGCGUGCGCUGCAGGAGGAUGAAGAUCGGCGCCUCGGGGGACAAAGGCGCGUCGUGCUUCUUCCCGGGCGACGAGAAGCGAAGCAGGCGCGCAGCGCGCGGGCAGGGGAGCAGCGCCCAGCCGUGCAAGGCGGAGGAGGACGCAUCCUGGUCGCUCGCCGCUUCCUCGACUUCGUUCGCGCCACACGAAGUCUACGCGGCCCUCUACGACUUGGUUGUCGACCUCGACGCGUUCCGGAACUGGGACGAAGAGUUCGGUGAGUGCUUCGCGGUGUGUGGCGAAGACGCGGUGCCGCCUAGGCGCCGUGGAGAGAAGGACCGCGACCAACUGGAGAGCAAGCAUCCCGGCAAGUCGCUCAUCCCAGGCGCAUUUUUCGACGCCGAAGUCGUCAGCGCAGCCGCGGACGUCCUCGCGCCGCUCGCGAUGGUCUCCGCGGCAGACGCAGGGAGUCAGACAGCCGGCACCCGCCUGCUGCUGGUAUGGACGCUCGCCGACCUUCUGCCGACGAUUCUGCAGCACCUGAUCCUGAUCCCCGAAGACCGGGUGCGCUUCUUCACGAGCUGGCUUCGGGUGCAAGCGAAGAGCGGGACGCUGACGAAGGCGGCUCUCCAGGCGCAUCUGCGGGCAGUUUUUCUCUACUCUGACGACAGCGUCGUGGCGGCCGCCGGCGCCGGGGGCGGCUGCAGCGACUUGCUCGCCCCUGCGACCGCUGGGGGCGGCGCGGCCGAGGCGGACGACGGCGCGAGCGCGGGCGUAGAGGAGGGCGAGGGCGGCAGCAGGAGCGCCGAAGACGAGGAACGGAUUCUCCUUCAGCUGCUGCAGAAAGAACGAGACGAAAACUUUGUGCGACAACAAGCUGAAGUCCUGUGGACUCUGCUCGGGAUCCACGGCGAGACACCGGAAGACACCAUCACGAAGCUGGUCGCGUUUGUUCUCUCGAUGGACCGCAGCUACGAGGACUCGCUGGCGCUCCUCGCCCAGAGCGACCCGAGUUUGUCUUCGUUUGAGAAGCAUCUUGGGCCGUUGGGGGCGUUUUCGCUGGACGGGCGCGGCGAGCUGGACGACGCGCAUGCACAGCGGCGGGGUCGCAGCGCUUCCCACGACGCGCCGCUGGUCGCCUCGUUCUCCUCGCUCUCCUCGCCUAUCCUACAGCAGCUGCGGCUCCUGCGGGUCCAGCAGCAGCUCCUCUCGCAGAUCGAGGGCUUCCCCCCCGAGCAGCAGCGCUUCGACCUGUUCCUGCCGUUUGACACGGCGCAGUACGCCCACGGUCUAGUCUUUUACAUCCUCGGGGCUUCGAUCGCGCGGGCCGCUUCGACGACUCCUGGCGGCGGAGGCGGCGGAGGCGGAGCCGCCAGUGGCCUCGGCGGUUCCGCGGGGAACCUUGUGAACGCGUCAUUUCUGUCGACUUACUCUGCGGGAUUUCCGAACGAGAAGACAGCGGCUUUCGCAGGCGCCCGCGAUGGUGGGCAGGCCGCGUCCGCUUCCUCGCUCCACGGUGGCGUGCCGAGGGGCGGCAGCGCAAACCUCGACGGCGGGCGCCCAGGGGCCCCGCACGCCACGCUCCACCACGGGCCCUCAACGCGGCACUCUAAAGCCGGAGGGUCGGCUGCGGCCUCGAAGCACGCGGCGUCGCAGCAGGCGUUGCUCGCGCUGCGCUUCGCCUCGCAGCAAAUGCGCGAAGUCCUGGCCUGCGGCGGCCGCUACGAUGCUCUCCUCGAGGAGGUCAGGAUGCAGGGCAUCGGCGAGGACGGGGACCGCGCCCGGGGCGGGGCCGACCUGGGGCCUGUCGGGCGCGAAGGCGGCGCUGCCCGCGACAAACGCAGGAGAAACAUGUCUGUCUCUGGCGUGGAACUCGCGGCUGAGUGCAUAGGAAAGCGGUUGCUUCUCCUGGGGCAGCAGGAUCCCACGCGCCUCGUCUUCUCCGACGACGUCCACAGGAGCGCCUCGCUGGCCGCGUCCGCUCUCGGCGUGUCGUCACCAGGGUCUGUUGCGUUCCCCUCGCCUUUUUCGCCCUUUGCCUUCCGGGAAGGCGAGCGAACAGGCGACGCGCGAGCGCAGGCCGCGCUCCUGGAGACUGGGGGCGCCUCGGGGGCGGCGUCACUGGCGACGAAGCACGAGGUGAACUCGCACUUGGCUGGGCAUCCCUCGUCCUCCUUCGCCUCUGGCGCCGUAUCGGCCGCAGGCGGCCCGGCGGCGCUCGCUGCCGCAGGGGGUGAAGGUGCUUUGCACGCGGGCGCCGGGAGCCCGUACGAUUCGUCGACCUUCCGCGGAAAUCUGCGUUCUCAAUCCCUCGCCGGCCACUUUGCGCUCUCCGGCGCGACGGCGUCGGACCAGCGGGAGGGCAGGGCGUCGCUGAGCGCGACCGGGAGUGGCGGGGCCUUCGCGUGCGCUGCCGGCGGAGGCGGGGACGGUCGCGAACGCGAGGGCCGCGAGUUCGACGGGCGGAGCUUCGGCAACGUGAGUCGCGUGCGCAGCAUCUCUGGCGGCCACGAGGAGCGGAAGCUCGCGGGGGUCCUCGAGUCGGCGCGGCGCAUAGGAGUCAGCCUCAAGCAGCUUUUCUACGGGGCGCCCAAGUGGUCCAACAAACCGGAAGUCCUCAUCUGCGUCGUAUGCCAGCCUCACCCGGAGCGCGGACAGCUGCUCCCCUCAGCCAGCAAAGCAGGCGGAGAUGCCGAGACCAAACAGAGACGAGACGGGGCCAGGGCGGAGGCCUUCCUCGCCACCAAGGCCUACGAGCUGCGCAUGCGGCUGCUGCGCACGGGAGUCACGUGCGAGAUCCGCUGGAUAUCUUCCGCGGAGCGGCAGCGUCUCAAGCGUCCAGUCCGGCGGCAGGCCUGGAACGCCGCGACGCAUCGGCCUUCGUCCGCAGGCGCGGCUUCGUCACCGAACGCGCCGGCGUCCCGAGACCUUCUCCAAUGGAUUCUGUUCUUAGCGUCGUCGGCGUCGUCUCUGAGCUCCAUGGCGCCGUCCGCGUCGGGCGCGGGGACGCGUGCACCCUCUGUUGCGUCGUCGGGCGACGGCGAAGCCCGUGAGCGGCGGGAAGACGCCCAAGCAGCGGUGGCGGACUGCGGAGCGCGCAGCAAGUUGUUCGCGCUUCUGCAGGAGGCUGUGGCGGCGACGGAAGGCCAGCGAAUGCCCGCGCCUCGCCCCAGUCGAGCCGAGGAUGACGUCCAACUGGUGAACGACCUUGACCUCCACAUACACAUCGAGCACCUCGCUGGCGACGACGCGAGUCAGGACUUGCGCUCCGUGGACGACGCUGUGGCUUCCCUGGCGACGGCCGUCGGCGCCGUCAGGCCUUGCCGAGGCGACGCUGCAGCUUCAAACGAGAAGCUAGGCUGCGCGCGCUUGUAG
Molecule: messenger RNA, 10587 nt
Organism: Besnoitia besnoiti
Lineage: Eukaryota; Apicomplexa; Conoidasida; Eucoccidiorida; Sarcocystidae
Exons: 14
Coding region: 1-10587 (3528 amino acids)
Biological process (GO): protein phosphorylation
Molecular function (GO): ATP binding; protein kinase activity
Source: RefSeq, a predicted model, not a curated record